Molecule: messenger RNA, 1335 nt
Organism: Ramularia collo-cygni
Lineage: Eukaryota; Fungi; Ascomycota; Dothideomycetes; Mycosphaerellales; Mycosphaerellaceae
Exons: 1
Coding region: 1-1335 (444 amino acids)
Source: RefSeq, a predicted model, not a curated record
AUGUCGAGCGACAAAAUCAGCGCCGAUCACCUGGAAUUCACUCCAGUCCCCGAGCAUGAAGCCCAGCUCACAGGCGCAAUCGCCCUGGCCGGUCUCUUCAGCAACUGCGUCGAAGCGUUUGGCCUCAUCCACCCACAGCAUCGAUUCGACAAGGAAGAGCAGCUCUUGCUCACCAGAUUGGGCCUACAGCAGGCCCGACUGCUAAUCUGGGGCUCUUGUUUGGGAAUCUCCUCUCCACCAGCUUCCGUCACCAAUCAUGCUAUCCCGAAGCAUCCCUCAAUGGUAUACCCCGAUCUCAAGGAGCCGACCUUCUUCGAUCCCCGUGACGCUAGGCUAGACGAACCAGUCUUGCGGACGACAAUCGAGAGCACCUUGAGCACUAUUGUAGACCGUUCGGCUGGACAUUCGCGCGAGGAUAUGAUGGCCAAGUUUGGACUGAAGCCGCCCAAGAAAUUUGUACCCCAGUACGCCAACACGUUGGACAUGACUCGGCUCGAGUCGUUCAGAGAAAAGUACGAGUUACUCCGCGAAGUUGCCGAAUCCUUUGCGCACAUCAAUACCAGAAGGACGAGAUCGAUUGUUCAUCAGCCAUGGAUGAUUGCAGACUGCAAGAAGUUCGCCAACUUCGUGUCUGCAACCCAAGAAAAGGUGGACUACUUGAUUGAGCUCAUGGGAGUGCAAGAUCGCGUCAACCUCUCAAUGAGGAUGGAUAUCCGAGCCUUUGGCUGGCACUUUUCCGAAGACAGAUCGAUCAUCUCGCAAGACGUGUCAAAGUUGAAUCUCUUGCGACAGAUUUGCACGCCGGACUAUCCGGAAUACCUCGUUGCGAUACAGCAAGCAUUGGACAACAUCAGUCGUGAAUCUCGAGAGAACAACGCUGCGGCCGUUCAACGACUUGUUGAAAAGACCGCUUUCGCGCCAGAACCGACGGUCAUUCAUGCGACUGUCAAGCACAAAGGGCGGCCAGGCCUUUUCAAGAUGUUCAAGUCGUUUGGUAAGCCGCGGGGUGGAGUAAGCGUCAGCCGGCCUUCGACGCCGCCGCCCAAGGAGACUGGACCAGAGAGAUCCAAGUCCGAUGCAGGCCCUUCUGUGAUUGGCAACGCAGGCUCUUCAGGGGUAGGAGAUGGUGCUGCAUUGGGACGCACCAGGUCCAAGAGUGUUCCAAGCGUUCCCGUACCAAUUCUCGCCGAUGAUCUCAUCUACAAGCUGGAGAAACUUGCCACGAAUACGUCGACGAUCGACGGACCUCAAGUCGGUCCUACAAUCAGCCGGCACGAUCAAUAUCACGGAAUAUCGAGGACCCCAACAAAGGAUCUACACCAAGGAGACUAUUGA